This is a messenger RNA of Sinocyclocheilus rhinocerous, 2318 nucleotides long. It is a transcript of the gene capn3b, whose product is annotated as calpain 3b. The coding region runs from base 84 to 2246 and encodes 720 amino acids. Gene Ontology annotation, molecular function: calcium-dependent cysteine-type endopeptidase activity; calcium ion binding. The transcript is spliced from 21 exons. The record is from RefSeq and is a predicted model, not a curated record. Gene Ontology annotation, biological process: negative regulation of apoptotic process; proteolysis. Lineage: Eukaryota; Metazoa; Chordata; Actinopteri; Cypriniformes; Cyprinidae. Gene Ontology annotation, cellular component: cytoplasm.
GAACCGGUGUAGAUACUGAUUGAAUAUUGAUACUGAGCCCUAUUCAUUCAUCGCUUCUUUGGCAUCUGUCAUCAAAUAGCAAUAUGGCAGAAGAACAAAAGUUCCCAGAAACAUCUGUCCAACUGACUGAGGCCGCUCCACAGACUGUGGGCAGUGGUUUUACUGCCCCGCGAAACAUUUAUUCAGCCAUUUUAAGUCGCAACGAGACUGUUAAAGAUGCUAGGCGUCUCAAGGACUUUCAGGAGCUCAGAGACAAAUAUGUACUUAAGAAAGUGCUGUUUGAAGACCCGCUGUUCCCUGCUGAGGAUUCCUCUCUCUUUUACAGUGAAAAGUUCCCUCUAAAGCUUGAAUGGAAGCGCCCGUCGGACAUUUGUAGCAAUCCACAGUUCAUUCUUGGGGGAGCCAACAGGACAGAUAUCUGCCAAGGAGACCUGGGAGACUGCUGGCUGCUGGCUGCCAUUGCUUGCCUGACCCUUAAUGAUAUAGUUCUGAAGAGGGUGGUUCCUCAUGACCAGAGCUUCACUGAAAACUAUGCUGGCAUUUUCCAUUUCCAGUUCUGGCGCUAUGGGGAGUGGGUGGAUGUGGUUGUGGAUGAUCGACUUCCUACAUACAAAAACCAGUUGGUGUUCACCAGGUCUGGACAGAAGAAUGAAUUUUGGAGUGCUCUUCUGGAGAAGGCAUAUGCAAAACUACACGGCUCUUAUGAGGCUUUAAAGGGAGGAAACUCACUGGAAGCCAUGGAGGACUUCACUGGAGGAUUAACUGAGUUCUAUGAGAUUACAGAGGCCCCGAAGGAGCUGUACAACAUCAUGAGAAAGGCUCUGAAGAGAGGGUCCCUCAUGAGCUGUGCCAUUGAUGUUUUGGUUCCAACUGCUCAAAGGACUAAAACAGCAUCUGGACUUGUGACAGGCCAUGCAUAUUCAGUCACUGGAGUUGAGCAGGGUAAACGCAAGGAUGGUAAAGACCUAAUGAUCCGUCUGGUUCGUGUGCGAGACCCCUGGGGAGUUGCCCUCCCUCCUGCCUGUAAGUCUAAUGACUGGGCUGCACUAGCCACAUCUGAGCAAGACAAGGAGAGACUCCGGCCUACAGAGCAAGGGGAGUUCUGGAUGUGCUUUGAGGAAUUUAAGAAAAACUUCACCAAACUGGAGAUCUGUAAUGUCACCCCAGACACUCUUGAGGAUGACCAGAUGCUCAAGUGGAAUGUGACCACACAUGAGGGCCGAUGGGUGAAAGGCUGCUCUGCUGGUGGCUGCAGAAACUUUCCGGAUACAUAUUGGACAAACCCUCAAUUCCGCCUGGUUCUUCUGGAGGCGGAUGCUAAAGAGAAGACCUGCACGGUGGUGGUGGCAUUAAUGCAGAAGGGCAGAAGAAAAGAGCGCUGCUCAGGUGCCACCCUACACAACAUUGGGUUCGCCAUCUAUGAGGUUCCUAAAGAGAUGAAGGGCAACCAACAACAGCUGCCAAAGGAUUUCUUCCUGUAUAAUGCUUCCACGGCUCGCUGCAAGUCUUACGUCAACAUGCGUGAGGUGACGGAGCGUUUCUGCCUGAAACCGGGCGAGUAUGUCAUUAUUCCAUCCACCUUCGAUGCCCACAAGGAAAGCGAGUUUCUGCUCAGAGUCUUCUCUGAGAGCAGGAGCACCUCAGAGGUUAUAGAUGCAGAGAUUGAGGUGGAGCCUGUGACGGAUGUCAAGAAGAAAAUCAAGCCAUUUGAGGAGGAGGAGACUGAAGAGGAAAAGCAGUUCAGAGCCAUCUUUCAGCAGAUAGCUGGAGACGACAUGCAGAUUAAUGCCAAUGAACUCAGAACUGUCCUUAACAGAGUGGUUGCCAAAUAUAAAGAGUUGAAAACAGAGGGUUUCAGUUUGGAGAGCUGCAGAAGUAUGAUCGCACUUAUGGAUACUGAUGGGACAGGCCACCUAAACCUGCAAGAGUUUAAACACUUAUGGAACAAGAUUAAAAAGUGGAAGCUGGUGUUCACACGUUAUGACACAGACAAAUCCAGUACGAUCAGCAGUUUUGAGAUGAGGAAUGCUCUUACUGAAGCAGGUUUUCAACUCAACAAUCAGCUGUAUGACAUUAUUUGUAUGCGAUAUGCCAAUGAACACAUGGAGUUGGAUUUCGACAGCUACAUUAGCUGCUUAGUGCGACUCGAGGGAAUGUUCAGGGCAUUCAGAGCCUUUGACAGGGAUGGAGAUGGCAUUAUCAAGCUCAAUGUUUUUGAGUGGCUUCAACUGACCAUGUAUGCCUAAAGACACAAACACAGAUAUAAGGUCAGCCUGGUGGAAAGUGAGUGGUCUUUUCCCAUUUUCAACUUCCAUUAA